Hylaeus volcanicus is the source of this 755-nucleotide messenger RNA. RefSeq names its product NADH dehydrogenase [ubiquinone] 1 alpha subcomplex assembly factor 2. The transcript is spliced from 2 exons. Lineage: Eukaryota; Metazoa; Arthropoda; Insecta; Hymenoptera; Colletidae. The record is from RefSeq and is a predicted model, not a curated record. The coding region runs from base 290 to 739 and encodes 149 amino acids. Gene Ontology annotation, biological process: mitochondrial respiratory chain complex I assembly. Gene Ontology annotation, cellular component: membrane.
AUUGUACUUGAUUACACCUAGUUACUUAUUAAAAAUAAUGUGAAUUAAAAAUAUUCAUAUAUAUUUAUCAUUACAUGUAAUAUAUCUACGAAAUCAUGAAACUAGUGUCGCUUUAGUAAAUGUCAUGUGGCCAAUUUGUGAACUGUUGUUUGUGGCAAUUGUCUACUCUUAUAUCCUACUCGAAUUUAUUUAAGUAGAUCGUAUUUACAAAAGAUUUUCGUGCUUGUUAUUCAUUUUCUAUCGUAAAAAUACUUUUAUUGCACUUGAAAUAAAAACUGACAAUGACAAGAUGGCUAAAAGGGAACGUGGGGUGAUGCAAUUAAUUUGGAAAAGUUUUGUUAGUUCUUUACGACCAGCUAUGCGACAUAAAUUAAUUGGAGAAGAUUAUUGUGGAACCAAAUAUUAUGAAAUACCAGUUCCAACUAAUUCUACAAAGAAAGUAUAUCGUUAUUUUGUACCUGUAAAUAAAGAUGACUUCGACCAAGAACUACCCACAGAAUGGGAGUCAUGGUUAAGGUAUCGUAGGAGAGAUCCACCAUCUAAAGAGGAAAUAGAAACAAAUUAUGAAAUAGCAAUGACUAAAAAACAAAAUGCUUUGCAAAUAAAAGCCAAAUAUUCGAGUUCUGUAUCUGAAACAUCAAAGUUGGAAGUUCCAAAGAAAGGACAACAAUCAUUCCCCACAUAUGAAGAAUAUAAGAAUCAUGGAGAAAGCUAUGAAAUUAAAAAACGCCCGUUGUAGACAUAGAAAAGAUAAA